This is a messenger RNA of Xenopus tropicalis (tropical clawed frog), 1223 nucleotides long. NCBI's taxonomy places the organism in Eukaryota, Metazoa, Chordata, Amphibia, Anura, Pipidae. The record is from RefSeq and is a predicted model, not a curated record.
UCUGAUUGGCUACACCCUAAAUAAACAUCUCACAGGUGGCCUGGUGUAGAGAGGGGAUUUUCAUAGCAAGAGAAGUGUAAAGCGAUGGAUCUGAAUGGGGAAUCACAGCUGAUGAUGGAGAUGUCAAAUGAGAGCCUGGAUCUCUUCUCCUCUUUUUUUCCCCCACUCUCUCCUCCUUCUGAUCCAGAGAUUCCGCUCCUCCCUUCUUUCUCAGCACCUCCAAAGCACUCGAGCCUCUCAUCCCUUCGCUACAAGACAGAACUGUGCACCAGAUAUGCAGAGAGUGGAUUCUGUGCCUACAGGAAUCGCUGCCAGUUUGCCCAUGGUCUAAGUGAGCUCAGGCCUCCAGUUCAGCACCCUAAAUACAAGACAGAACUGUGUCGCUCCUUCCACGUGCUUGGUACCUGUAACUAUGGAUUGCGUUGUUUGUUCAUUCACAGCCCACAGGAGAGAAGGGAGUCUCCAGUCUCCCCUGAUGCCCCUCGUCUUCCAACACGCAAGUAUGCUGGCCCUUAUAGGGAGCGGUGCCGCCUCUGGCGUUCUCCUGGUGGCUGUCCUUAUGGAGCUCGGUGCCACUUUCAGCACCCAAAAAGUAGUCGGGAGGUUUGCCGUCACUUUGCUGCUCUUGGAGACUGUCCAUAUGGAGCCCGUUGCCACUUCUCUCAUAGCCCUCCCCUUGACAGGUGGGGUUCAGGAACAAAGAACAGCAGUGGGUCCCUCUCACCUUCAGAUCCAGACCCCGAUAGUGACCCUGGCACUCCUGUCCUCUCAGAAUCUCCUGCUAAUAAUGCCUUCAGUUUUGCAAGCCUUCUCCUACCUCUUGCCCUGCGUCUGCAGAUUUUGGGAGAUGAGGAAGACUUACCUACUGCUACUGACCCACUGCCUGGAGAUGAAGAAAUUGCCCAGGGUCUACUUUCUGUUCUCGACUAAAAUUUACCUUUUUUAAUUUCAUGACACUGGCACAAUGACCCCCUCCUCUGGUGUAGGAUUAACAUGCAUAGCAUGUUUCCCCAGUUUUUCACUUCUAUGCCAGCAGUGAGAAGCCAGUUUGUUUUAUUUAGAUCCUUCAUUUUUCUCUUGUACAUAAGCGUGUUAAUUUAUUUACCCACCUGGCUGCAGUUAUGUAUGUAUUUUAAUAUUGGUAAGUGGCUGGUGGUUCUCAGACAAGAUGUUUUUAUGUCACUAAUUAAAGUGUGAUUUUUAUUAAAUCUGUUUUAAACAUA